Molecule: messenger RNA, 735 nt
Organism: Ananas comosus (pineapple)
Lineage: Eukaryota; Viridiplantae; Streptophyta; Magnoliopsida; Poales; Bromeliaceae
Product: probable gamma-secretase subunit PEN-2
Exons: 2
Coding region: 124-558 (144 amino acids)
Cellular component (GO): gamma-secretase complex
Source: RefSeq, a predicted model, not a curated record
UCCCGCUCUCUCAGCUUGACUUAACCCAUCGAACGAAGAGAGAGAGAGAGAGAGAGAGAGAGAGAGAGUAACGGGAAAGGGUCGAGGCGAUCCCUUGUAUCCCACCGUAGAAACCAAGGACCAAUGGAGAGGAGAGGAGGAGAGGAGCGACGAGACGAGGAGAGCCACCCCCGUCCCCGCGCCCACGGCGGCGGCGGCGGCGGCGGCGGAGGAUGGCCGACGGUGGACGGGCCGUUGGGGCUCGCGGCGGAGGAGUCGGCGGAGCACGCGCGCAGCUUCUUCCUGUGGGGGUUCGCACUCCUCCCCUUCCUUUGGGCCGUCAAUUGCCUCUACUUUUGGCCCGUUCUCCGCUCCCCACCCUCCUCCUCCCCCUCCUCCUUCGCCCCCAUUCGCCCCUAUGUCGUGCGAUCGGCAAUCGGCUUUGCGAUCUUCGUGGUGCUUCUCUCUUCGUGGGCGUUGACGUUUGCUAUCGGGGGCGAGCGUCUAUUCGGCCCGGUGUGGAAUAAUCUCGUCAUGUACAAUGUUGCGGAUAAGUUAGGGCUUACUGGUUGGAUGUAAAAAGUUGAGAAAUGAGAAAUUUGGGUGAAUCCCUUAUCAACAUUGUAACCUUCAAGUGUUGCAAUAUCAAUAGCAUUCUUCUUUGCUUGGUGUAACUAUUUCUUUUUUUGGCACUUUGUGGUGACUUAGAUUGAAUGAAUUCAUUAAUGAAUCUCCAAACUGUUGAGCACUUUGUUA